Molecule: messenger RNA, 1139 nt
Organism: Brassica napus (rape)
Lineage: Eukaryota; Viridiplantae; Streptophyta; Magnoliopsida; Brassicales; Brassicaceae
Exons: 1
Coding region: 343-861 (172 amino acids)
Source: RefSeq, a predicted model, not a curated record
CCUAAACCCUAAACCCUAAACCCUAAACCCUAAACCCUAAACCCUAAACCCUAAACCCUAAACCCUAAACCCUAAAUCUUAUUGUAUCUAUGAUUUAUUCUCACACCUGAAACCUAAUCAUGAAAAUUUUGAUGAAUUCUCCUUUGUUUUCUUCUCUCUUUUUAUGGUGUUCCCUUUUGAAACACGUACGUUAUACUGAUAUAUCAACAAAGCUAAUACUGUACCUUCUUUUUUUAAUCACGAAUUUUUGGAUUAUAAAAACCUCGUUAAUCUUCUCUGCACAGAUCACUCUCUAAUUAGCUCCUUUACUUCCUAAGCUCUUAGCAUAAUUAGUUGAUAUCGAUGGCAAAGAACUCAGAGAGUAGCAGCAAGAACCAGGAGACGAAGAAAGAUAGCAGAGUGUGUGAGAAGAUUUUCAGAGCAAUGACGAGUCCUGUUCGAACUGUUCGCCGCCUCUCCACCAAACCUUCACCGAAGCACCACCAAGCGGAGCCUGUCCGCGUCAAGUUCUCUGAGACGUCGACUCAGGCAGCCAAACCCAUUUCAAAGAUGGAGCCGCUGAUCACUCGAGUGGAGACGAAGCUGAAAACGGACGAGAGGUUCACUGAUUAUAUAAAGAAAGCCAAACUGAAGAUCAGGGCAGUGACGAAUCCAGGUGACAUGAUGAGGAACGAUGCGUCGAAGACAAGUGAAGCAGAGGCACGUGAUCAUCGUCGUCAGUGCCAUGUCCCUACCGCUAGUGUCUCGAGAGAGCGUAGCAGUGGAAGGUCAUCAGAUCAUUUCUCCGAGUACAUAAGGAAGGCGAAGAUGAAGCUCAGAUCUUCCACCAUCGCUCGUGCGAACCCAACUUACAAGGAUUGAUGAAUUCCCACUAAAUUAUUAUAUGAAUAAUCCAGCUUACGGUUAUGAUCAGUAAACUCUGAUGACAAACUAUAUGAAUUAUCGAUUAUGAUAUUAUAUACCAUUUUCUGGUUAAACUAUUUUUAAAUAUUACUAAACUCAGCUUUUCUAAGAAAAGAAUAUUAAUGAGAAAAAGACAAAAAUAACACUAAAUCAAGUUUUUGUUCCCAAACUAGCACUCAAGGUCAAAAGUCACAAAAAUAGCACUUAAUGUUUUAUCAAAAGUUACAAACUUAGGA